CAUCUCUUCUAAUGCUUUGAAUCACAUGGACAGUUUUAGUUUGAUGUUAACCUGUCAAGAAUUCUGCAUGCAGGGUUGGCUUUGUCUUAGUGGGUAAAGAUGUUUGCUGCCAAGUUUGAUAACCUAAAUUUGAUUACUGGAAAGAGAAAAUCAACUCCCACAUGCAAGCCAUGGCAUACUCAAAGCCUGUAUUCAAUCCUUCUCCCGCCCCUCCCAAUAAAAAUAAUUCCUGUCAACAUAAUUUUUAUAUUCUUUCUCCAUUUAAGGAAAGCCGAUAUCUCCUUGACAUACCAUGGCCAUUGUCACAGCAGGUGUGGUUACUUGCACAAGAUAGAACCCCAUCAUGUUGAGGUGGGAGAGUCUUGGGAAAGCCCCUCCCUGAAGACCUAUUGGCAGUAGUUGCUAGAGGAAAGAGGUGUCAUUUUCUUCAGUGUUGUAGUCACCCAUUUAGUUGCCCUGGUAAAUAAACCCCUAAUCUAUGCUCUUGCAAGCAAACCCAGUUCAGUAGGUCAUAAAACAAACACAAGGAAGUACAUGGAGGAACUUGUUGGGAAGAAGUGGAAAUGAGGAGGGGGGGAAUAAAACGGCAAUGGGAGGUGAAUAUAAAAGUACAGUAUAGGGUCAAGGAUUGAAGCUGGUCGACUGCUAGCAUGUUCAAAUCACUGGGUUCAAUUCCUAGCACCGAACAAACUGAGCAUGGUUCCUCUAGCCUAUUUCUCGCACUCAAGAGGUGUGGGUGGGCAGAUAAGACCUUCAAGGCCAGCAUUGGCUAGAAACUCUGUUUCAACAACAGCAAAACCCCAAACAAACUCAAAAUACAUGAUAUACAUAUAUGAAGUUGUUAAAAAAAAAAAUAAAAAGCCAGGCGUGGUGGUGCUUGCCUUUAAUUCCUUGCACUUGGUUGGUAGAGAGAGCCCGGAGGGCUACAUAGUGAGACCCUGCCUCAAAAAAGAAAGUUAAUGAGUAAAACAAAACAGGGAAAAAUGUAAAGUAAGCUGUAAUGACUAGGUCAGUAUGUGCGCUCGUAUUAUAAGUUCGAAAGAACGAAACACGUCUCUCUCCCGGUCCCACGACUCAGCUGCCUCUGCGGGCAUCUGCGGGCGAGGCCUGCCACUCGAGGAGGCGUGGCCUGAUGUCUAGGGGGCGUGACCCGAGGCGAGCAGGAAGCGGGAGCCGGUCGCCUCACACGCAGGCGUUACUGGUCGUUCGGGGUCACGUGAGCGCGCAGGCGCAGCGCGACGGAGCCCCGCUCCCUCACACAAAGCCCGGACGCGAAGAAAAUGGCGGCAGGGGUCGAAGCGGCAGCCGAGGUGGCAGCGACAGAGCCCAAAAUGGAGGAAGAGAGCGGCGCGCCCUGCGUGCCGAGCGGCAACGGAGCUCCAGGCCCGAAGGGUGACGAACGACCUACUCAGAAUGAGAAGAGGAAGGAGAAAAACAUAAAAAGAGGAGGCAAUCGCUUUGAGCCAUAUGCCAACCCAACUAAAAGAUACAGAGCCUUCAUUACAAAUAUACCUUUUGAUGUGAAAUGGCAGUCACUUAAAGACCUGGUUAAAGAAAAAGUUGGUGAGGUAACAUACGUGGAGCUCUUAAUGGACGCUGAAGGAAAGUCAAGGGGAUGUGCUGUUGUUGAAUUCAAGAUGGAGGAGAGCAUGAAAAAAGCUGCUGAAGUUCUAAACAAGCAUAGUCUGAGUGGAAGGCCACUGAAAGUCAAAGAAGAUCCUGAUGGUGAACAUGCAAGGAGAGCAAUGCAAAAGGUGAUGGCUACGACUGGUGGGAUGGGUAUGGGACCAGGUGGCCCAGGAAUGAUUAAUAUCCCACCCAGUAUCCUAAAUAAUCCUAACAUCCCAAAUGAGAUUAUCCAUGCAUUACAGGCUGGAAGACUUGGAAGCACAGUAUUUGUAGCAAAUCUGGAUUAUAAAGUUGGCUGGAAGAAACUGAAGGAAGUAUUUAGUAUGGCUGGUGUGGUGGUCCGAGCAGACAUUUUGGAAGAUAAAGAUGGCAAAAGCCGUGGAAUAGGCACUGUGACUUUUGAACAGUCCAUUGAAGCUGUGCAAGCUAUAUCUAUGUUUAAUGGCCAGUUGCUGUUUGAUAGACCGAUGCACGUCAAGAUGGAUGAGAGGGCUUUACCAAAGGGAGAUUUUUUUCCUCCUGAACGUCCACAGCAACUUCCCCAUGGACUUGGUGGUAUUGGCAUGGGGUUAGGACCUGGAGGGCAGCCUAUUGAUGCUAACCACCUGAACAAAGGCAUUGGAAUGGGAAACCUAGGACCUGCAGGAAUGGGAAUGGAAGGCAUAGGAUUUGGAAUAAAUAAAAUUGGAGGCAUGGAAGGACCCUUUGGUGGUGGUAUGGAAAAUAUGGGGCGAUUUGGAUCCGGGAUGAACAUGGGCCGAAUAAAUGAAAUCCUAAGUAAUGCACUGAAGAGAGGAGAGAUCAUUGCAAAGCAGGGAGGAGGUGGAGCUGGAGGCAGUGUCCCUGGGAUCGAGAGGAUGGGCCCUGGCAUUGACCGCAUUAGCGGUGCUGGCAUGGAGCGCAUGGGCGCAGGCUUAGGCCAUGGCAUGGAUCGAGUGGGCUCUGAGAUUGAGCGUAUGGGCCUGGUCAUGGACCGCAUGGGCUCAGUUGAGCGCAUGGGCUCCGGCAUCGAGCGCAUGGGCCCACUAGGCCUUGACCACAUGGCCUCCAGUAUUGAGCGCAUGGGCCAGACCAUGGAGCGCAUUGGUUCUGGUGUGGAGCGCAUGGGUGCCGGCAUGGGCUUCGGCCUGGAGCGCAUGGCCGCACCCACUGACCGUGUGGGCCAAACCAUUGAGCGCAUGGGCUCUGGUGUAGAGCGAAUGGGUCCUGCCAUUGAGCGUAUGGGCCUAAGCAUGGAUCGAAUGGUGCCCACAGGCAUGGGGGCCGGCCUGGAGCGCAUGGGUCCUGUGAUGGAUCGAAUGGCCACCGGCCUGGAGCGCAUGGGCGCCAACAACCUGGAGCGCAUGGGCCUGGAGCGCAUGGGAGCCAACAGUCUUGAGCGCAUGGGCCUGGAGCGAAUGGGCGCCAACAGCCUGGAACGUAUGGGCCCUGCCAUGGGCCCAGCAUUGGGCGCUGGUAUUGAGCGAAUGGGCCUGGCCAUGGGUGGAGCCGGCGGUGCUAGCUUUGACAGAGCCAUUGAGAUGGAACGGGGCAACUUUGGAGGAAGCUUCGCUGGUUCCUUUGGCGGAGCUGGAGGCCAUGCACCUGGAGUAGCCAGGAAGGCUUGCCAGAUAUUUGUGAGAAAUCUCCCAUUUGAUUUUACAUGGAAGAUGCUAAAGGACAAAUUCAAUGAAUGUGGCCACGUGCUGUACGCCGACAUCAAGAUGGAGAACGGAAAGUCCAAGGGGUGCGGUGUGGUUAAGUUUGAGUCUCCAGAGGUGGCUGAGAGAGCCUGCCGGAUGAUGAAUGGCAUGAAGCUGAGUGGCCGAGAGAUUGAUGUUCGAAUUGAUAGAAAUGCUUAAGCAGUUGCCUUUUUUAAACAUCAAUACCAGACCUCUGAAUUUGUAUUUUUUCUUGUUAACCAUUUUAAUUUGUUGGCUGGAUGUAUAAAGAUGUUUAAAAAAUUCAGUUGCUUUUUGGGGUAAUUUGAAUUUUUUAAUGAUUGGGGUUCCAUUUGACUGUUUGCAUUGAGAUUGCAAUGUGCGCAAUUUUUUUUGUAGUUGUGGCAUCUUGUUGACAUCAAAUAUGACUUUGAUAAUAAAUACCAGUUCCUGAAA
Mastomys coucha (southern multimammate mouse) is the source of this 3725-nucleotide messenger RNA. RefSeq names its product heterogeneous nuclear ribonucleoprotein M (gene Hnrnpm). The record is from RefSeq and is a predicted model, not a curated record. Lineage: Eukaryota; Metazoa; Chordata; Mammalia; Rodentia; Muridae. Gene Ontology annotation, cellular component: cytoplasm; nucleus; post-mRNA release spliceosomal complex. Bases 1281 to 3470 code for a protein of 729 amino acids. Gene Ontology annotation, biological process: alternative mRNA splicing, via spliceosome; regulation of mRNA stability involved in response to oxidative stress. Gene Ontology annotation, molecular function: mRNA binding. The transcript has 16 exons.